AUGGCUCGCAUGGGACUAAACGAUAGCAAAGCUGGCAUGACUGGAUUAGAUAAACAAAAAAUCAAUCGGAUCAUCUUAGAAGCGACUAAAGGCUCGCGCUUUUAUAAUAAUGAAAUGAGAAAAGAGAAACAAGCAACGGAAAGAGUUACACGACUAAAAGCAAAAUUAACCAAGAUAACACAAGCGCAAAGAUUAGCUGCACUAGAUGAAUUGAAACGUAUGGAAAAUCAGUUAGAAACUACCCGAGAUUUAUCUCGAUUUAUUGUCCAUGUCGAUAUGGAUGCAUUUUACGCUGCUAUUGAAAUAAGGGAUAAUCCUAGUCUGGCCGAUAAACCCAUGGCAGUAGGUGGUACUGGAAUGAUGCUUACCUCCAAUUAUAUUGCACGUCGAUAUGGAGUUCGAGCCGCUAUGCCUGGUUUCAUCGGUAAAAGACUUUGCCCAGAUUUAGUCUUUGUUAAACCUAAUUCUGCCAAGUAUGCACAAGCUAGUAAAGAAGUCAGAGCAAUUUUAGCUGAAUAUGAUCCGAAUUUCGCAUCAGUCAGCUUGGAUGAAGCUUACAUGGAUUUAACGGAGUACUUGGAAGGUAGAAAAUGUACUUUCCCUAGCAGCCAUGUUGAAUUUACCGUUCCUCAGCAGGAUUUAACUGAGGAUAUGUUAAAGAUUCUUAAUGAAGUUGCCCCUCCAACUGUUGAUGGCGUUGAUAGUUAUAAUAAUUGUUCGUCUAAUUCAUCAAUUAGAAAAGUAUCGUUUGGUCAUACCAUAGAAGAUGUCAUGAGAGAAAUUCGAUUUAAAAUUAAUCGAAAGACAAAACUUACAGCAAGUGCUGGUAUAGGACCCAAUAAAAUGCUAGCUAAAAUUUGCUCUGAUUGGAAGAAACCUAAUGGACAAUUUAAAGUAGAAUUUACUCGAGAUAAAAUAAUAGAAUUUAUGCGACAACUUCCGACUAGAAAGAUUUCAGGUAUCGGCAAAGUCAGUGAGAGAUUACUAAAUGAGAUUGAAAUUUCGAACUGCAAGGAACUCUAUGAUAAAAGAGAUUUGAUUUAUUUGCUAUUCUCCAAUGUAUCAACAAAGUUUUUCUUAGCUGUUGCAAUGGGCAUCGGAUCCAAUGAAGUUAGUAGCAAAAAUUAUCAAAGAAAAAGUAUUAGUUGUGAAAGGACAUUUGGAGAAAUUAGUAGAUUAGCAGACAUGCUCGUUAAAUGCCAGAAACUAUGUGAUAAUCUGGCAAACCACAUGAAGAAAGAGAACAUUACGGGUCGAUGUUUAACUGUGAAACUAAAGACCGUUGCAUUUGAGGUUAAACAACGCUCAGUAUCGCUAAAACACCACACAAAUUCUACAACUGAAAUGUUUAACAUUGCAUCAGAAGUUAUUCGGUCAGAACGUUUAGCUUGCCAACCCGAAAGACUUCGUUUACGAUUGAUGGGAAUCAAAAUGUCCACGCUAAAACGUCAUGAAUCGGAUGAAAAAUCUAUACAAGAUACGUUAACACGUUACUUUAACAAAUACGAUGAAAACUGCUCGCAAUCGCAAUCGACAAUAAAUGAAGCAAGUAAGAGUUUUAUCAACAUAGAACAGCAUAAAUUAGACGAAAAAUCUAAGCUAGACAAAGUAACUUGUUACUUUAGUAAAUACGACGAAAAUAGCUCGCAAUUGCAAUCAACAAUGAAGGAAGCAAGUAAGAAUUGUGACAACAUGGAAAAGGUUACUUGUCCUGUAUGCGACCAAUUCUAUGUUUACAAAUCUGAUGAAACAUCGUGGCUAGCGUUACUAAAUUCUCACAUAGAUACUUGCCUUCAACAGCCUGAAACUAUGAAACCAUCUCAAUCACAUAACGACUCUGUAGGAAGUUCAAAAGGAAAAGGUGUUAAGCGACGUAAGCUACAACAUAAUCGUAUGCAGCCUACUACUGGUAAUAAAACACUUCAUAAUUUUUGGCAAGCAAAAGAUAAUACGCACCAAUAA
Trichoplax adhaerens is the source of this 1962-nucleotide messenger RNA. RefSeq lists its product as uncharacterized. Lineage: Eukaryota; Metazoa; Placozoa; Uniplacotomia; Trichoplacea; Trichoplacidae. Gene Ontology annotation, biological process: error-prone translesion synthesis. The coding region runs from base 1 to 1962 and encodes 653 amino acids. Gene Ontology annotation, cellular component: nucleus. The transcript is spliced from 7 exons. The record is from RefSeq and is a predicted model, not a curated record. Gene Ontology annotation, molecular function: DNA-directed DNA polymerase activity; damaged DNA binding.